Molecule: messenger RNA, 258 nt
Organism: Lindgomyces ingoldianus
Lineage: Eukaryota; Fungi; Ascomycota; Dothideomycetes; Pleosporales; Lindgomycetaceae
Exons: 3
Coding region: 1-258 (85 amino acids)
Source: RefSeq, a predicted model, not a curated record
AUGAUCGGCACUUCAAGUCGACAGCCGGAACCUAGUGGCAUUCCACAUUGCGGUACUUGUGCGAAUGCGAAUGUCAAGGAGCCAAAGUCAAAAUUGUCCACCUCAGGCAUCCCAUUUUCCCUUGCUCCCAUUGUGGCUGUGACGAUGGCAGUCCUUCAGCUUCAAUGUCAAACUCUCAUUUCUCUCUUCGUCACCUCGCCCUUUCGUCUGAAUUCCACAUAUCACCAUCACGUCGACAGCCCGUCUCUCUUUCCAUAA